AGAUCGCGAUCCUCUUCUUCCGCGGCUCAGUCUAGAGAGUCUAGAUGAUCUUCGGGACUUUUUGGUCUCAAAGAAACACCAAAACGAAACGAAAUUGCAUGAAGCUGUUCUACAACUUUGAAAGCAGACCCACCAGAUCACGGGUACAGCGCGAUCACCGCAAUCGCGACACAAGUCUUUGCCAUCCAGGUCUUUUUCUUAAGACGACCAUUCAGUUAAUCGUUAGCGGUUGACCAACGCGAUCAUAUGUGUUACGCUAUAGAAAAGAUACAAGUUGUGCUGAGGUUGUUGUUGACCGAGAAAAGGCUGGCUGCGCCUGGCGAUCUUGAAAUUUCGGUGCAGUCUAUUAGGACGGGCGAGGUGCUUGCGUACCCUCGGUCGUUGCUAUUUUCCGGGAAUCUAAGAUUUUAGCCUGUAUCUGGAGCGUGCUAACCGGCGAAAUUUUAACGGUUCCCGAAUUCGAAAAUCGGUUGAUGACUCAAAGAUACAAAAUAGUACUUAGACAGUGGACAACCGAGUGGCUCAAUUCGUGCGCAGUGUGUCAAUACUCCAGUGUUGCGACUUGAACUGUGUCGCCAAAAAGCAUUUGAAAUUUGGUCCGUUACAAUAAGCCAAGUGCCCUUGACAAAUUCAACUCGAUAGAUUCUAAGUGACUUGAUGGAGAUAGAUGGAUUUGCGAGUAUAACUGGGUUUUGCAAGUACCAACGACCGCUCGAUCUGAGAAACAACUAAAAUUUCCUAAAAUAGGUUACUGAAUGCGAUUGUUGCUUUUGCGUUGCAUUCACAAGAAGUGACUGGAGGAUAUUGUCUUCAAACAGCUGCUCUGGUUGCGACAGAGGGGUUUGAAGGUGUACUGGACCGGCUGGCUUUCGCGUUACUCAUUUCGCAUUCGCGCGCCUAAUGUGAACUAUGAGUUGCCUGCGGGGGAGAUCAUUUUGCUGAUUGGAAAAAUUGAACGCAACGCGUAAUCCUUGCUUCGUUGGAAAGACAGAUGUUUCUUGUUAGAUACAAGAUAUGCACGAGUUCGACAAAUGUAGACAAUCGUGGUGGAAGCUAAUGUGCAAAUGGUGUGACCAUCAUUGUGAAGGAUAACAUGAGAUUGUUGGAAUGUGAUUGUUUUGGUUCUGUUGAUCUACUUAAAGAGUUGUAGUUUUAACAAUUAACUCGGCAAGCAGGGAUUACAAAGACUUUGUGUUAUAGAAAAGCUGGAUUGGAUUUCGAAAUUAAGAGAUAAUCUCCCUAUGAUGUUCAAAGCCGGCCAAUGAAUAUCUCUGGAUGGAUUUGAUUCGAGCUUGAAUAUCUCCGUUUCUGGAUUGAGGGACAUUUUACCGCGAGAAGACGCCAAAGCGGAAUUUCGGAAAUUAUGGAUGCAGUCCUCUGAAGCUAUCAAAGUGAAUGCAAGAAGAACCAAAAAUGGAUCCGCCUAGUGGUGCCCCGCCUGUUUCAGCACCUCCAAACCCGGUCACUAUCAAGCCCCGCGGUCAUAUGCGUUCGGCCUCCCUUGAGAAUGCCAGUUCACUGAUCGCCAAAAAUACUUUGGGGCUUCCCGUGAUGCAACCUUGCUUCACAGGAACUCUGAAGUCAAAAAACGAACAACGACGCCUCAAAACUAAAUUCGGAAGCCACAACAAUUUAGAAGAUUAUGUGGGCCACAGAAAAUCGAAGUUCCAGCAUUUACGCAAUAUGUUUGAGAUGCGAACGGACUACGACACCACGCCAGUUCUAUCCAAGCAUCAACUAAUUCAGUCCCAGCAACAACAGCAAAAGAUACAGCAACAAAUGCAACAGUCACAACAUUAUCAGCCACUCCAAAGUCAACAGAAACUCAGCUGCGCAAAGCCAAUUGAAGGAGUUGAGUUUAACGAUAAUUUAAGUAUAGUGGAGACACCGUCACGGGUUCAGUCCUCUGACUUCAAUGAGAGUAACAACGAACAGGUUAAAAAUAUUGUAAGACCCAUAGCUUUUAAGCCAAUACCCUUCGAGCCAGACUACAGUAUUCCGAAUCGGUAUAGUGAGCUAUGCGAUCGAUAUGGAUCUACGCCUUCUCUAAUUCCACCUCAGGCCCAAAAUAUGAGGUUUGGAAGCACUCAGGACCUUCGACAUGGAUACAGUAUAUUUUGCAGCAAUCAGCUUGCACGAAGACGUUCGAAGGCAUUGAAAAUCAACGAUAGCAUGGAAUCGGUGAGGCACACCCCAGACUCCGAUGCGACAAGUCACAGCAGUACAAUAAAAUCAUCAAGUAAAUAUCUGCAAGAUCAAUUCGACAUGACACCAUCCCCAUCCGAUUCAGGAAUAUCCGACUUGGAAGCUGUACUCAAAGAUCGCGACUCAGAACUAUCAUAUCUUCGCCAAACAAUAGAACAUAAUGAGAAAGCCAUCUUUAAAGUUCAUAAAGAACAGGAUAAAGAGGCCUAUUGGGAGCUAGAAAUUAGGCGACAAAAAGCUUUCUACGAGAAUCAACAACGAGAAUAUGUCCUUAAAAUUAAGAAACUAGAACAAAUGCUAACGCUCCAGUCGUUUCAAUUUAAGCAGAAUAAAUUAAGACUGACUGACGAUACGAAUCGAUUGAAGGACCAGUUUUGUGAUUUGAAGAAUGAAAAUGAUACUUUAAGGAAGGAAACUGAAAACCUACGAACUGCUGAUACCUCCUUAAAGGAUCGUGUUCGGCAAUUGGAAGAGAAAGCAGAAAUGAUGGACAAGUUAAUAGAGAGCCUGAAAGGUCAACUGGAGGAAAACGAAUGGACAGUUUGUCAGAAGAAUGGUGAAAUAGCUUUAUUGAAAACACAAUUGAAAGAAACAAAGGAGGAGUUGAAAGCCAAGGAACAUGAAUUAGCUCAGAUGAAAAGCGAAAAUGUAAAUCGAAUGCUACAAGAAAAGGAAGCACAGGAAAAUAACGAGACCAAAAAAGAUUACGACGCUGAUCUAGAAAUUUCCCAGCUCAAUCGUAUCGUCAUUCUUAAAGACCAAGUAAUACUUGCCCUUACCAACGAAUUAGCCAAACUUCGAAAAGAGCUCUCCGACUUGGCUAUUUUUCAAGAAUAUGGAAAGGAGCCAAACGGAAAGUAUGCCCGCCUUAAAUACAAAAUCGACAGUCUUACAAGCAUAUGUGGUCGACCAACUGAAAACGAUCACCUCCACCUCGAAACCCCCAACGGGAACAGUAUCCAAAUAAUCAAUCCGUCCAAGAAGGACUUACAGCAAGACGGCGACCUUCAAAUCAUCAUAAAUUGUUUGAAAUCCUCCGCACCAUUUGCCGACAAAAGCGAAGACACUGACGGGACACCGACAGACCGUACCGAAUCAAAAAAGGACGAGUCGACAAAAAACCUACCAGACGUGACAAUGAAUCGAGUUAAAGAUAGUGCUGAGGAGCAGCAGAGAUCUGAGGACCUGCGUAAGGAAUUGGAGAUAAUUCGUAAGACAUUCGAACGGGAGAAACAACAAUGGGCCGACGAGAAGGAGAAGGUCCUGAAAUAUCAACGACAAUUGCAGCUUCAUUAUAUCAACAUGUAUCAAAAGAUGAAAGAUUUAGAGAGUAAAUUGUCCGUUAGGUUCUAAGCCCCAUUGAACGUUUACAAUGCAAAUAUAUUUCCAUUGUCUUCAUUACUAUUUUUAAUGUAAUAUUUUUAGCUUUUUGUUUUACUCUUGACCACUGUUACAGCAGUUAUUUAUUCGAACAACUUUUUAUCUACAAUAGGGAUUUAGAGAGAUAUUCUGUUUAUGUUAUUGGAAGAUGAUGCUUUGAAGUGUAUUUUAUCCUUAGAAAAUUCCAUAUAUCCAUGUUUUCUUAUGUAGUCUCCAGUUUUUAUGUAAUAAACAAUAUUUCUUCAAUAGGA
This is a messenger RNA of Hermetia illucens (black soldier fly), 3836 nucleotides long. Its product is annotated as centriolin. Lineage: Eukaryota; Metazoa; Arthropoda; Insecta; Diptera; Stratiomyidae. The record is from RefSeq and is a predicted model, not a curated record. The transcript has 12 exons. Bases 1396 to 3558 code for a protein of 720 amino acids.